ACGAUGUGUCGAGUGUGUUUAUGAAAAAUUAACAAGGAAUAUAUUAAUAUUAAUUAACUUUCUAAAAGAUGAUAACUUCGUCCAGAAUUUACUUUGCACCGAGACUUCCCUCCGUCUUUUUUUUAAGCUUUUCGAAGCGUAAUAAAAACGACAAACACAUUAUUAAUAGAACUUUAGAAACUAUAGCAGCUGCAGUUGAAAAACACGAGUGGACGAGUUAUCGUCCGUACGCGGAAAUACCAGGACCAAAACCAAUUCCCAUUUUGGGAAAUACAUGGCGUUUUAUUCCCUACAUAGGUGAUUUUAAGAUACAAUCGGUGGACAAAGUAUCAAAAAGAUUACACGAACGAUACGGAGAUAUCGUUAAAAUCGAAAAUUUACUUGGCAGACCGGAUAUGGUUUUCGUUUACGAUGCUAACGAGAUCGAACGAAUUUUCCGACAAGAAGAUAAAAUGCCUCAUCGACCUUCCAUGCCUUCUCUUAAUUAUUAUAAACACGUUUUAAGAAAACAAUUUUUCGAAGAAGAUGCUGGUAUUAUCGCUGUUCACGGAGAGAGUUGGUAUAAUUUCCGUAGUAAAGUGCAACAAGUAAUGUUGCAACCAAGAACAGCAAAAAUGUACGUCGGUUCAAUUGAGGAAGCCAGUCGGUCGUUCCUAUUAAGAAUAGAAAGUAUUAAGAAUUUAAAUGACGAAGUACCUGAUGAUUUUCUAAAUGAGAUACAUAAGUGGUCGCUUGAGUCUAUCGCACGAGUCGCAUUAGACGUCCGUUUAGGUUGCUUAGAAAACAAUGCUAAUGUCGAAACACAGGAAUUAAUAAACGCUGUUACUAUAUUUUUCAAGAACGUUGGCGUUCUAGAAUUGAAAAUACCUUUUUGGAGAAUCUUUAAUACACCUACAUGGAAAAAAUAUGUUAAUGCACUCGAUACCAUUGUACGAAUUACGUCAAAAUAUACGGAUUCUGCAUUGACUAAUUGGAAAAAUACAUCAAAUUUUACUAAAGAAUUAUCUUUAUUGGAAAGAGUUUUGGCUUUAGAAGGAAAUUCGAAAUUGGCUACCAUUUUAGCACUUGAUUUAUUUCUGGUUGGCAUUGACACUACUUCGAACGCCGUUGGAUCGGUGUUGUAUCAAUUGGCGAUACAUCGAGAUAAACAAGAAAUUGCUUACAAAGAAAUAUCUAAUGUACUUCCCCCGAGAGAUAAACCAAUAGAGGCAAUGCAUUUGGAAAAUUUAAAAUAUUUGAAAGCUUGUAUAAAAGAAACCUUAAGAAUGUAUCCUGUUGUUAUUGGAAAUGGACGAUGUAUGACUAAAGAUACAGUGAUCAGUGGUUAUCAUGUACCUAAAGGAGUGCAAGUUAUUUUUCAACAUUACGUUAUAAGUAAUCUAGACAAAUAUUUUCCACGAAGCAAUGAAUUUUAUCCUGAGAGAUGGUUACAAGAUGAUGGUGUACGACAUGCGUUUGCAUCGCUUCCUUUUGGCUAUGGUAAACGUAUGUGUCUAGGACGACGAUUCGCCGAAUUGGAAAUGAUUAUAGUAAUCAGUAAGAUCCUGCAGUAUUACAAAAUAGAAUAUCAUCAUAAAAAAUUAGAUUAUUAUAUCGACCCGAUGUACACACCUAAAGGACCACUGAAAUUAAAAUUUAUUAACAGAUAAAUCUCUUUAUUUAUAAGUCUAUAGUUUAUACUUGAUGAUGUAAUGAAAAUUAAAAUGAAUAAUUUAGUUUUCAAAAGAUGCACCUAGCGAUAGGCAACACUCGAUGCACGGAUGUACGAAAAAGUUUGGAAAAAUUAUUGAGCAACAUAUAACAGACUUUCAACUCUAUCUAUCGGUCGAACGUACGAACUAAUUAUUGAUAUGAUUAAAUGUUAAUUACUGUCUUA
Vespula pensylvanica (western yellowjacket) is the source of this 1876-nucleotide messenger RNA. RefSeq names its product probable cytochrome P450 301a1, mitochondrial. Bases 69 to 1649 code for a protein of 526 amino acids. The transcript is spliced from 11 exons. The record is from RefSeq and is a predicted model, not a curated record. NCBI's taxonomy places the organism in Eukaryota, Metazoa, Arthropoda, Insecta, Hymenoptera, Vespidae. Gene Ontology annotation, molecular function: iron ion binding; oxidoreductase activity, acting on paired donors, with incorporation or reduction of molecular oxygen; monooxygenase activity.